Messenger RNA from Cynara cardunculus var. scolymus (artichoke), 636 nucleotides. RefSeq names its product protein TonB-like. The record is from RefSeq and is a predicted model, not a curated record. Bases 1 to 636 code for a protein of 211 amino acids. NCBI's taxonomy places the organism in Eukaryota, Viridiplantae, Streptophyta, Magnoliopsida, Asterales, Asteraceae. The transcript has a single exon.
AUGGCCGUUAUAAAGAAAAAAGCAAGAAGAAGGGAAGGGGAAGAAGAUUCCAUGCCCCAUGAACAGCCGAAUGUUAGUGAGGAGGAGCCUAUCAAUGCCAUCCCUGUGAGACAAGUCUCUUUUGCCAAACCAACACCUGCACCAUUCACUAAACCCCAGACUCAAGCUUCUGUGAUGUUUAAGCCUGAACCACAACCUAUCCCUCAAUAUCAGUCCGACCCUCGAAUGACAAGGAGCAGAGCCAAGGGCCUGAUUCAUUUCAAGCCUAUAAAGCAACCAAAGGGGACUGUUUUUGAGGUAUCUGAUGAGAGUGACUCAUUACCUGAGAGUCCUGAGACUAACACCAAUACACCUGGAGCAUCACAAGCAGAGCAUACCUCAUUGACUAUGUUGGCAGAGGCUACAACCAUGAUGAACAAGCAGAGCAUGCCUUCAACAUUCACAGAAAGACUCCACGAAGGUUUAAAAGUUUCUGUACCCUUAACUAGAGAUUUAUUAUCUGGUUUCCCURUUUAUCCACAGGCUAGUGUUGGGUUCAUAAAAAGAUCUGUAGAUGAGGCAAUUGCAGCCUCUAAUGAAGCAUUAGGCUUAAGAUCAGAAAGAGGUGCACCCACCAUACCUAUGGUUCUGUCUUAG